Molecule: messenger RNA, 1572 nt
Organism: Aspergillus niger
Lineage: Eukaryota; Fungi; Ascomycota; Eurotiomycetes; Eurotiales; Aspergillaceae
Exons: 7
Coding region: 1-1572 (523 amino acids)
Biological process (GO): transmembrane transport
Cellular component (GO): membrane
Molecular function (GO): transmembrane transporter activity
Source: RefSeq, a predicted model, not a curated record
AUGGCUUUUGAGAGUGGCAGGAUUGAAGGGCAAAUACAUGUGGAGGGCUCUGAAAAUGUUGAGAAAGCAUCAAAGGGCCUCGUGGCCCCCAAGUACAUGGGUACUAUCAGAGACCAGCGCGAUAUGAGUGCUCUGGGCCGUGUCCAGGUUUUAAGGAUAGCGGAAUUUCAGAUUCGUCUCGAUUCUAGGGUUCGGCUGUUAUUGACCAGUGGUCUGACAGAUGGAGGAACCGCUGGGUUAAUAUGGGGUUUCAUUAUCGUCACAGCAGGUUUCGCGCUCGUCUUUGCCAGCAUAGCUGAGAUGGCUUCUAUGUCACCAACAUCGGGGGGUCAAUACCACUGGGUAUCAGAAUUCGCUCCACGCAGGGGACAGAAGUUUUUGAGCUAUAUAACGGGAUGGCUUUGUGCAACGGGCUGGCAAUGUGCCAUUGUAGCCAUUGCAUAUCUGGCAGGUACUAUAAUCCAAGGAUUGAUAGUGCUAAAUCGUCCAACAUACGAAUUCGAGCGGUGGCACGGUACUCUGCUUGUUAUAGCUAUCACAGCAUUUUCUAUCUUAUUCAACACGUUCCUAGCCAAGAACCUGCCUAUGGUUGAGGGUCUGAUACUCAUUAUCCAUGUUGUGGGCCUAUUUGCUAUCAUUAUCCCACUAUGGGUACUUGCUCCUCGAAAUAGCGCAAAGGCUGUCUUCACCGAAUUCUACGAUGGAGGCGAAUGGGGAAGUCCUGGCACCGCUACGCUUGUCGGCUUGUCGACCACUAUAACUUCCAUGAUUGGAUACGAUUGCUCAGUCCAUAUGUCUGAAGAAAUCAAGGACGCAUCAGAGACACUUCCCAAGGCUAUGAUGUCUGCAGUGGGUGUCAAUGGUAUCCUCGGUUUUAUUAUGAUUGUUACCCUGUGCUUCACCCUGGGUGAUGUCAACAACAUCUUGCAAAGUCCGACUGGAUUUCCGUUCAUUCAGAUAUUCUACAACACUACCCGUAGCUACGCGGCAGCAAACACCAUGACAGCCAUCCUUAUCAUCACGCUGACCGCUAGCACGAUCACUGAGGUAGCCACAGCAUCCCGCCAGCUGUGGUCAUUCGCGCGAGACCAAGGACUUCCAUUCUCAUCUUUUUUUGCCUACGUCACUCCUGGCUGGAACAUACCCCUCAACUCCGUCCUCGUCUCACUCGUUGUGACCGCGAUCUUAAGCCUCAUCAAUAUCGGGUCCAACCUAGCUCUGAACGCUGUUAUCUCACUAACAAUAACAUCGCUCAUGUCAGCAUACAUCCUGUCCAUUGGGUGUGUUCUGCUGAAGCGACUGCGCGGAGAAAAGCUCCCACCGCGACGGUGGUCGCUCGGUCGGUUCGGAAUGACCAUCAACAUAGCUAGUCUGGCGUUUCUCUUUCCGAUAUUUGUCUUUUCGUUCUUUCCACUUACAAAGACUGUCGAUGCGCAUAGUAUGAACUGGAGUAUCGUUAUGUACAUGGCAAUGGUUAGCUUUGCGUCGGUGUAUUAUUACUUCUGGGGGAGAUACCAGUUCAUUGCACCGGUAGCGUUGGUGAAGCGGGACAUUGAUCUGGAUGAUAUGUGA